AUGGCCAAUAUUUCAACAAUUUACAAGCUAUCGUUUCUCGCCUUUACUUACUUCAUACACGUCUAUGGGACAAGCUGUCCAGUUCUGGAGUGCUGGUUUGUCCAGGAGAAACCAGGUCGAGGUGGGGGAUUCCCUGCUGCAAUGAUCCAGGAGAAGUCACUACUGUAUAUCAAUACAGACCCAGAGAGUGAAGAAACCAAGUCACAGCAGGGACCAUCUGCAGACAUCAACCAUGAUAGAGUCUACUACGUCACUGACCCAGCAGCCAUCCUCUGCAGUUCCUCUCUGCACCCACCAGAGGGCUCAGUCCAUAAACCACAGUGCGAGAUAAACCCCUUCAUGCCCCAGCCCUCCACCGUUCAAUGGGUAGUCCCGCUCACUGACUCUGCCCACAGUCCUAUCUACCUGCAAGCUGACUGGUACUCUGCAGCCUUGCAGGGCCUUGACGGACAGCUGGGCCUGUCCAGUGUCAUGCGUGCUCCCACGGCAACCAAGGAACCCACUGUGGUGCUCAGUGUGUCCAGUAGAACCCCCUUGGUCCGUUCCAGACUCGGGGAACCGGUGGUUCUAGACUGUGGGUUUUGGAUGGAGGCCACUUCUCCUCUCUCUGGCUCUGGCUUCGCCGUGGAGUGGCGCUACCAGUUCAGGGGUGAUGGCCGUCUGGUUCUGGCCUACGACGGCAAGACAGACCGAUUUGCCGAGACCAAGGAAAAGAGAGCGGGGCUAGACUUCACGGCUCUGCACGAGACAGGAAAUGCAUCACUGAUCCUGCAGGAAGCUCAAGUGCGCCACACAGGAACCUACAUCUGCACGGUGUACUUGCCCUAUCUCCUGGCUCAGGUGGCAGUGGAGCUGGAGAUUGUAGAGCCUCCGUCCCUCUCCAUCUUCCCCUCCCCGCUCCCUCUCUCCGUGCCCGGCCAGGUGGUGAAGGUGCAAUGCGAGGCGUCAGGAUUCUUCCCCCUCUCCCUGGACUUCCACUGGGAGUUAACAGGGCCUGACGGUAAGGUCAGGCCCCUGGGUCAGGGCAGCGUGACAGGCCACAGGCAGGGCCCAGACAACACCUACAGCCAGACCUCCCGUCUGGAGUUAGACUCAGCCAAGCUGGACCUUGGCCGUGGAGGGGAGGUCACCUGUGUGGCCGUCCAUCCUGGAGGCACCCGGCGGGCCAGCGUCACCCUCAAUGUCAUCGGUAUUAAUGGUCCCUCCAUUGAAGACUCCAUGGCGAUGGUUGCCGUGGCCCUGGGGCUCUAUGGUUUGAUCAAGAUCGUCUCCUGGACAUUUAGCUCUGGGUCCGAUGAUACUAACUCACAAGAGAAGAAAGUGAAGUAA
Molecule: messenger RNA, 1329 nt
Organism: Salmo salar (Atlantic salmon)
Lineage: Eukaryota; Metazoa; Chordata; Actinopteri; Salmoniformes; Salmonidae
Gene: tapbp
Product: TAP binding protein
Biological process (GO): antigen processing and presentation of endogenous peptide antigen via MHC class I
Cellular component (GO): membrane
Source: RefSeq, marked provisional